This is a messenger RNA of Venustampulla echinocandica, 1401 nucleotides long. RefSeq lists its product as uncharacterized. The record is from RefSeq and is a predicted model, not a curated record. Gene Ontology annotation, molecular function: peptidase activity. NCBI's taxonomy places the organism in Eukaryota, Fungi, Ascomycota, Leotiomycetes, Helotiales, Pleuroascaceae. The transcript has 4 exons. Gene Ontology annotation, biological process: proteolysis. The coding region runs from base 1 to 1401 and encodes 466 amino acids.
AUGGAAAUCUUUGCCGCAAGGCUUUUGGAGACGAAGACUCAUUUGAUCCCAGGUAAAUUCAGAGUCUCGGAGCUGCUUUUCGAAGUCCCCAAAGACUAUGCCAAUCCUGCAAGGGGAAGCCUUCAAAUUUUCGGUCGCGCAGUCUCCAGGCAUGAAAAACCAGCCGCUGUCCCCUCAGAGGAGGAGCGCCGCAAGAAAUCCCAGAAGCCAUGGUUUGUUUAUCUGCAAGGAGGGCCAGGCUUUGGAUGCUCAGCUCCGCAAAAUGUUUCAAUGACCAAUAUCGUUCUUGAUCGAGGUUAUCAGAUGCUCUACCUUGAUCAGCGAGGUACAGGUCUGAGCAGUCCGAUCUCAGCUGCAACUCUUGCUUUGCAGGGAGAUGCGCAUAGACAGGCGGACUAUCUGAAACUGUUCCGGGCGGAUAGUAUCGUCAAGGACUGCGAGGCAGUGCGGAAGACACUUACUUCCGAUUAUCCGUCUGAGUUGAAACAAUGGUCUAUCUUCGGUCAAAGCUUUGGAGGCUUUUGCGUACUUACUUAUCUCUCUUUCUUUCCCCACGGACUUCGAGAAGCGUUCACAUCAGGUGGGCUAGCACCAGUUGGUCGGACGCCCGAUCAGGUAUAUAAGGCGACCUACCAGAAGGUCAUAGAGCGUAAUAAGGCUUACUACUCCAAAUAUCCUGAAGACAUUGAAGCAGUUCAAGGUCUUUGUUUCCAUAUCAAAAGCAAAGGCGGCGUUCCGCUUCCAUCAGGUGGUGUUCUAACAGUCAGAGGACUAUUAACACUGGGCAGAAAUUUUGGAGUACACGGUGGCCUCGACACUGUGCAUGACUUGAUACUACGGUGCAAGUUAGACCUCUCCCAAUUCCAAUUCAUAAGCCGCCCUUCGCUCUCAGCACUCGAAAGUGCCCUCAGCUUUGACGAUAAUGUCCUCUAUGCAAUAUUACAUGAAGCUAUUUAUUGCCAGGGUGUUGCUUCAAAUUGGUCGGCAGAAAGAGUCGGAAGAAGCUAUAGGGAGUUUCAAUGGCUUGCUGGUUCCCCCCAAUCCGCAUCUAGCGUUCGAGAAGCGCCACUGUUCUUCUCCGGCGAGAUGAUAUACCCCUUCCUAUUCGAUGCAUUCCCCGAGCUCGAAAAGCUCGCUCCGGUCGCGGAUAUGAUAGCUAAAUACACUGACUGGCCCGACCUCUAUGACGAGUGGCAAUUGGCCCGGAAUUCUACGACUCUUUACGCAGCGACGUUCAUUGACGAUAUGUACGUGGAUUUUGGGCUUGCGCAGGAGACUGUAAAGCUGGUCAAAAAUUGUAGACAAGUGAUUUCGAAUACCAUGUACCAUGAUGCAAUCAGAAGCAGGACGGACGAGGUUCUCAAGGAGCUGUUUACGCUCAGGGACGACUCGAUUGAUUAA